Messenger RNA from Closterium sp. Naga37s-1, 843 nucleotides. The record is from the annotation of a GenBank genome assembly. Lineage: Eukaryota; Viridiplantae; Streptophyta; Zygnematophyceae; Desmidiales; Closteriaceae.
AUGUUCUCGCUCUCUCUCCGCUGGGUGGACGGGCGCACGCUGCCUCUGCUGCAGUAUGUGCUGUCGCUGGCAGUGGUGCAAGCUAUUGAAGACAUGGCCAAGGAGAGAGGGACCUCCCUCCCCCAGGUAGCCCUCAAGUGGCCCAACGACAUAUUUCUGGGCGGGCUGAAGGUGGGCGGCGUGCUCUGCACGUCAUCCUACCGCAACAGGGCAUUUGACGUCACUGUGGGCAUAGGUCUGAACGUGGACAACACCCAUCCCACCACGUGCAUCAACGCUGCUCUGCAAGCUGCCCGCCCCUCUGCCCCGCCUGUCUCCCACGAGGCUCUGCUGGCCGCUCUGCUCAACCGCCUGCAUUCGCUGCUCACCGUCUUUGAACAGCAAGGCUUCAAGCCUCUGGAAGCGGAUUAUCUGCAACGCUGGCUGCACAGUGGCCAGCACGUGGUGUUGGAAGAGCCUAAAGAGGGAGGAGGCACCACCCAGGUCUCCUUGACCAUUCAGGGUCUCACUACGGGUGGUUACCUCCUCGCGACUGACCCUUCAGGGGUACAAUACGAGCUUUCCCCAGAUGGUAACAGGGUUGAAGAUGUGUAUCUAUUAAUUUCCUCCCUUUCCUUCGAUUUGUUGCCUUCGUUUCAAAUCGCAACCCUCCUUCCCUCCUUUCAAUCCUUCCCCUCCCCCUCCUUCCCCUCCUUCCCCUCCUUCCCCCCCUUCCCCUCCUUCCCCCCCUUCCCCUCCUUCCCCUCCUCCCCCCCUUCCCCUCCUUUGCUAAGUACAUGCCUACUGCGCCUGGCCCAUGGCAUCUCCCUCCGUGACCCCCGCCCGCACGCACAAUGCGCAUGA